GAAUGUCUGGAGCUGAGUCCAGCGAAGGCCAGGGACCUCCAGUCCACUUCGACGCUGGAGCAGUUCAUGGCCAAGCUGUGUGUGCAUCACCAGAGGCAGAUUGUCGACGCUCUGGGCUUCCUACAGACAGAGGUCUGUAUAGGCAUCACUCUCAUUGUGCAUUUUCAAUUCAGUUCAUUUGAAUAGAUAGUUACUGUCCCUGAAAGGCAGUCACAAAUUAACAAAACAGAGGACACAGAUACCUAAUACAUUAACAAAAAGAUACAGAGGAAGUUAGAGACUAAGGCUCUGUGGAGUGAAUAUGUUUUGUCUAUGUAAUAACUAAGUUAAGGUAUUGAAUAAUCUCAUUGUUCUCUUUGUUAUAGGUCAAGGCUAUAUCCUCCUCCAGCACUUCACCAGCCUCUGCCUUCAAACCCUCUUGCUCAGUCGAGCACGGCGCCCUCCAGGGUCCUAGCCCUGAACCCUGCCUGGAGACCCUGGAGAAGGGGAGGAUUGGCCAGAAACUUCCCAUGGCUUCCACUCCCAAAGGACCGGCGGAGGGGCGAGAAACAGUUGGUACCAGGAGUAGCAGGUUGGCAGCCCCAGAGAAGACCCCUGAGACUGCUGUGUCAAGAAAUGUAUCUGGGGCCGCUGGGCCGGCCUUGGAUCUCUGUAAACCUGGCCCAGGGGAGUCUAAGGCUUUGGCAACCCUUCUCAGAAGCACAGACAACGGUGAGAGUAAACCUCUUAGUGACCAUGCUCCUCUAAAGAUCAAAAUCAUGAAGUCCAGCAGCUUGGCUGAUGGUAAGAAGCUGUCCUCUGUGCUCACCACCUCUCUUCCUGCUUGCGCCGGUACUAUGGAUAAACGGCAGGGCAAUUCUGACUCUUCAAUCAGAGCAGAUACUUACAGCAAUGAACUCGGCUCCUCUGUGAAAAGGCACAAUCAUGCUAAUCACUCAACAAGACAAAGAGGCUCCUUUGGACGUACCAGAGAUAUGCUGGUCAAACAGAGUCCACUCCAAAAGACCCCCACCAUCAUACCCCCAGUUUCCCCCAGGACAGCAAGGAAGACCAUAAAGGGGUCUUCCUACCAUCGGCCUAGGGACUCUUCCUCAGUGUGUCAGUUUGUAACCGACCCUGAUCUUGGCCACUGCGACAUUGUCUGCAUCGACAAACCAAUCACAGACUGUUUCCAGAAAUGGCAGCACCGUCGGCUCCCGCGACACAACGCCAGGAAAAGCACCAGAGGUCACAUGUACGUGGAGGAGAUGUGGGAGCUUAAGACUGUCCGUACAUUAGCCAGGAAGUCCGCCCGCAACUAUAGUGGCAACUGUCUCACUCCAAUGCCAGAUCUCAAUACUCUGGUCACCCCUAAACAGGUGCUUGGCAAGCCUGAGGGUGUACCUUUUGUGGAUAUGCCCUUCAUUGGAGGUAUUUUGGAGACGGUCAGUCAGAAAACUCCCUCGGAGCAUCCAGCUGAAAGGGAGUUGCCUGGGGCUGGGGAUAUAGAGACUGCAGCAACAUCAGCCAGUGAGGUGGAGCUGAUUGUUCAGACUAGUCAGACAGACCAGAGUCAAUGCAAAGAGCAGACUGACCCUCCACCUCCUUCACAGAGUCCCCCAGUGGAGAACGAGCAGUGUGCAGGGACAGACUCAGAGCAGCCAAGGCAGAGCGUAGCACCAGAGGAUAGUCUAGCUCAUACUGUGGUCGAGACCGCACAUCAGGAUGUAAACAGUGUUAAUAAUGACAUUGUUUUGAGUGAAAGCCCAGAGCAAGUGGUGAUGGGGAAAGAUGUGAACCCAUCACAUAAGACAUCAGAAGAAGCUGAGCUUGUCCAGGAUAAGCUGCAGUGUGUGCCAGAGGGCCAGAACGUUAUCUCUGAAACCCAACAAAAGGAAUCUGAAUCCCUGACCCCUUCCAUGGAGAGCACUGGAGACAAGGAGAAGAAUGAGGUAGUGAGUGCAGGUUCAAUUGAUAAAGAGCAGGCCGAGCCUAUGGAACAUCAGAGUCCAGAUGACCAGAAACCAUCUGAGGUUCCCACAGAGAGUGAAAGGAAGGAGGUGCAGGAAACGGGCAAGGUUGAACCAGACUUGGCUCCAAGUGACGGCAACAAUGUGCCUGAAGAGAAAAAUACAGAUGCUGAUUCGUCCUCUAAAAAGGCUGAUGAGGCAGUUGUGAAACAAUCACCUCCAAGACGUGCUGAAAAACAGGGUAUUCCAGCACGGGUGAUUCCUUCAAGGGUGAAGGAAGUUGCAGUGAUUGAGACAGAGAAUAUGAUUAUAUGUGGAUAUGUGAAUGGUAGACCUAUAGGACAGUCUGACAGAUGUUUGCGUGAGCGGACAGCUAAAAACACCCCAGAGUCUACUCCUACGAAGACUAAUCGCCCCAUUAAGGCCUCUCUGAAACAGACUGAGAAACCUUCGGAGAAUGUGUUUGAGAUUCCACAAGUCUCACCUGAGACUCCUCUCGCCCCAGUCGCUGCUGGGAAAAGCAUCAAAAGCCCCUUGUCGAAACGACCCACCAAGGCCUCCCUGAAACAAUCUGAGAAACCCUCUGAGAACAUGCCAGAAGUUCCUCAAGUCUCAUUCCCUCCAGAUGAAGUGAUCAAAAGCCCUGUGUCCAAACGUCGCACAAAAACCUUUAAAGCUAAAGCAACUCAGAACCUGCCUGACACGAAGACACCUGCGGAAGCAAGCCAGAUCACUAUAACAGCAAGACAGAGCAUUCCUGACACUCCUCUAGUCCCAGACACACCAGUCGACUCCCCCAGGAGCCCUGAGCCCAGACACCCUGUCAGAUCAGCCAGACUGCAACAGGCAGCAGCUGUUACCUCUCCUCUCCUCCCUGUCUCCUCGCCUCCCCUCCCUGUCGCCUCGCCUCCCCUCCCUGUCGCUUCGCCACCCCUCCCUGUCGUCUCGCCUCCCCUCCCUGUCGUCUCGCCUCUCCUCCUAGUUACCUCCCCUCCCACUGAAGUUGCUGUUACUUUCAUUGUCCCCCCAGAACCAUCUACCUCCCUCCCACUCCCCUGCACAGAGUUUAACCCUUCCCUCCCCGUUGCCUCUCCUCUUCUUCCUAUUGUCCCCCAUCUUUUCCCUUCAUUUGAUCAGAACAGUGCAGUUACCCAGAGCUCUGCAGAGCUGAAAGUUGAAACGGCUCAGCCAGCUCCAAAACCCAAACCCAGCAAGACACAGAACACGGCAGUGGAAACUAGGGUGCAAACAAGACCAAAGCUCAGGUCGUCAAUGAUGGUAGUAGCAAAGGAAGUUGAAGUUGAAAAGGUUGUGAGUCUGCAAGUUAGCAGUCAGGGUUCUGCUCACACAGAGGGUACAAUCAUUAAAAAGAGUGAGGCGCAAGCACAAAGUAGUCCACUAAGAAGCAAAAUAAUUCCCAAAAAGGAAGGAGAAGCAAGCAAAUUGGCUCCAUCUAAAGAGGGAGAACCAAGCAAAUUGACUUCCCUGAAGAAUUCAGAGGAACCAACUUUGCUGGAGAAGGUAGAGGCACCAACUUCAAUGGAUAACAAAAUUCCAUCUGGAGAUUCCAGCAGGUCUUCCAUCAGCAGUGCUUCAGACAAACCUGGGCGAAUGCCAUUGAGGAGUGAGAGUAGUAAAACUGAAGUGGCCAGCCAGUCCGUUACCCCGACAACCCCACCAACUGCGGUGGAGAACAGGAAGUCUGCUUUGAGAGUCCAGAGGUCACCCACGCCCUCAACCAGUGCUCCAAUCACAGCUGAGAAACAGAGUGAAGUGGCAUCUCCCAGUAGGCUGAAAUCCCCAGUGAGACUCUUAUCACCCAUCAAGUUAAAACCUGAGAGGAUAAUCAAGUCUCCACUGAGGGAUUCUCCUUUGCUGGUCAGUUCUCCUCUGCCCUCCAGCUUAGUCACUCCUCUCCUCCUGCCCAAGCUGGAGCCCCCAGUACAGUCUCGACACAAGUUCCUGGAGUUACUAGACGUAGAGGAAAACCAACAGAAAAUCUCUAAUCUCAACACCAGGUUCGAUAAGAUGCAUAGAGGCUGGGUCCAGAUAGACAAAGAGGGACAACCAACGCCCAAACACAAGAACAAGGCAGACAGACAGGCAGUGAUAUGGAAGAGCAAGCGCCGGGUCCGCAAGCCCAAGUCUUCGGAGCACCAGAGGUACUCCCUUGUCCAGAUGCUUUUCAAGAAUGAUUUGGACCUAGCCAGUAUCUGCCGCUGGUACAUGGAGUCAACAGAAACCCAAUCAAUGGUCAUCGUAAAGAAGGUGAACACGCGUCUUCCCUCUGAGACCCAGCUGCUCUUCCCCGGUAUGUCCCAAGGGCCGUCCAAAGGGCUCUUCCCUAGCCUGCAGGCCGAGCGCUUGAAGAAACACUUGAAGAAGUUUGCCAUCGCUUCCCCUGUGAAGAGCAACCCUAAGAGCCAGAAGCUGAUUGCUAAAGUCCUGGCGCAGGAUGUCAGUACAAGUACACCCAAAGGGAAGGAGAAGAGAGAGCUGACCACGGCCACCCGGAUCUCCACCAAAGCCUAUCUCUCCUCUGCAGAGGCACAGCCAGCCGACGGCCAGAAGGCCUCAGCGAAGGCCAAGAACCCAGCCAUUUCCUGGAUCCUGCGGAAGUACUCCAAUAUACGGGAGAAGAUGCAAGGUCAACAAAGCUCCAAGAAGCCAAAAGGGGCCCCAAGAAAAGAGUUCAAAGCUUCCAAAGUCAAACCCUCUAAACCCCCAAAGACGAAAUUGGCAAAACCAACUAAAUUGAAACCGGCCACUGCCCAGAGGCAGAAAUUAUCUGUUUCUGGAGAUAAAAGUGUGAAGGAGCCAAGUGUAGUCAAAACAGAGCGAGCGCAGCCAUCUCCUAGUAGAAAGACUCCAGCAAAAGCUGCUGUCCAGGAGAGAUCAGUCAAGACUAGCAGUAGCAGUAGAACCUUAAGGGAUAUCGGUAGGAAAGAGAGUGCUUCACCACAGAGGUCUACCCAAAGAGCGAUGACCCCAAAAGCACAGAAAAACACCCCUGCUUCUGCCAUCACCCCUAAGACGGAAUCAAACAAACAGCAGGUUGGAGCGGAGAAGGCAGGGGUGGAAAAGACUAUGCCAACACAAGCAGGUGAAACAAAGAGACACUCUGAAAGUAGAGUAUCUGAGACUAAAGUCACUGAAAGUAAAGGUGCUGAGAGCAAAGGCACUGAAAGUGAGGUUGAGUCUCCUCAACAGAACAUGGACGUCAAAACAUCAGGCUCUCCUGACCAGGUACUCACAAGGUCACAAAGGAAGAUGGAGGCCACUCCAUCCCCCUCCAUCCCUCAGAGUGCAAACUCUAAGCCUGCCACAAAGAGGGCCAAUGAACCUGCUCAGAGUGAGUCUCCUAAGGCUGCCACAAAGAGAAGCCAGAAGAGCACACAGACUCCAGCCAAGCGCACCAGGAAGAAAUAG
Coregonus sp. 'balchen' is the source of this 5378-nucleotide messenger RNA. The record is from the annotation of a GenBank genome assembly. NCBI's taxonomy places the organism in Eukaryota, Metazoa, Chordata, Actinopteri, Salmoniformes, Salmonidae.